This is a messenger RNA of Lotus japonicus, 903 nucleotides long. Its product is annotated as 16.9 kDa class I heat shock protein 1-like. Bases 96 to 686 code for a protein of 196 amino acids. The record is from RefSeq and is a predicted model, not a curated record. The transcript has a single exon. Gene Ontology annotation, biological process: response to salt stress; protein folding; protein complex oligomerization. Lineage: Eukaryota; Viridiplantae; Streptophyta; Magnoliopsida; Fabales; Fabaceae.
CAACAUAUGCUGUUUCCUCCCAACAUAUAUACAUAGAACAAAACAAACAAUUUUAUCAUUGAGAUUCCACUGUAACAACCUACUAUAUCAUAUCAAUGGCUUUCACACUCAAACUUCCAAUGUCUUCUUCUCUGUUCCUAGUGGGAGUAGUGUUGUUCUUGACCAUAGGCAGCAUCAGAACCCAUGCAUUGAUGCCAUACUCAAGGACCUCCCUCUUGGACAUGAUGUUCCCUUCUGAUGACCCUUUCAGAAUCCUUGAACAAACACCAUUCAACAUUCCUAAAGGCCUUGAGACCCUUGCUCUGGCACGUGCAGACUGGAAGGAAACCUCCACCGCACACGUGAUCUCUUUAGACCUUCCAGGGUUGAAGAAAGAUGACGUGAAGAUUGAGGUGGAGGACAACCGUGUGCUGCGGAUAAGCGGCGAGAGGAAGACGGAGGAGGAGGAGGGUAAUGAGAAGUGGCACAGGGCGGAGAGGGUGAAUGGAAAGUUCUGGAGGCAGUUCAGGUUGCCGGGGAAUGUGGACUUGGAUGGUGUUAAGGCGAGUUUGGAAGAUGGGGUGUUGAGGAUCACGGUGGCUAAGGUGGGUGAGGAUAAGAAGAGGCAGGCUAAGGUUAUUGAUAUUGCUGCUCACCAGGGAAAUGUCCAUGGGGAGGAUAUCAAAGCUACCAAGGCUGAAAUGUGAUGUCAUGUGUUGACAACAAGAUGUUGUUGUUGCUUCUUUCCUUUUUGUUCAUAUGCUGGGUUGAUGAGUUGCAUAUAGUGUGAUGUUGAUGUUGGACUAAUAAAGUGAGCUUGUACCUCAAUUUUAUGAGUUAAAUUUGUUUGUUGUGCUUGUGUAUCUAUAAUAUAGAGGAUGCUAUGAACAAUUUUUCAGAGUAAAAUUGUCUUUUGUUCCUGAA